AUGGACCCGGUGCAGAAGGCAGUGAUCAACCACACCUUUGGCGUUCCUCUGGUCAAGACGAAGCGGCCGAUCAUCUCCUGCAACGUUUGCCAGAUCCGCUUCAACUCAGCGAACCAGGCAGAGGCCCAUUACAAGGGAAACCGCCACGCUAGGAGAGUUAAAGGCAUUGAGACCUCCAAGAGUCGUCCUCAGGAGGGGGACAAGCCACAUACCAUACCCCCCACCUCAUCCCCAUCACCACCCGGUGCUCCUGGCACAGUGCCAGACUGUGAGCUUGGCACAGCAGAUGAAACUCAGCCUCUGUCGCAGUUAAACGAGCCCCUGUUAGCUCCGGGGUCACUUCCCUCACUACCAACAUCACCCACCCCACCCAUGGACUCUUCCGUCCCCUCAGCGUGCCCUCUCCUUCCUACUCCACCCCUGGUCCCCUUGACCUCCUCCUCCCCAGGUUGUGGCAGCACCACCGGCUCAGAGCAGCCCGGAUCUGGACCGCAGCUUUCAGGGGACGCCGGCGCCUCGGCCUCCAGCAGCCCGUCCCACCCAGAAAUGGAGGAGGACAAGGCAAAGAAGCUGCUGUACUGCUCCCUGUGCAAGGUGGCUGUUAACUCCCUGUCACAGCUAGAGGCCCACAACAAAGGUACUAAACACAAAACUAUUCUUGAGGCACGGAGCGGGCUGGGCCCCAUCAAGUCAUACCCUCGUUUGGGCCUAAAGACUAAUGGAGAGCAGGGAGGGGGCCCAGUGGACCCCGACACUCAGGAACGAACCUUCCACUGUGAGAUCUGCAACGUGCGGGUCAACACAGAAAUGCAACUCAAACAGCACAUAUCAAGUCGAAGACAUCGGGACGGCAUGGCAGGAAAGCCGAACCCCCUCCUUAACCGACACAAGAAGCACAGGGGAGCUGAUCUGACGCCUUCUCUGACCUUCUCCAAGAACCUCACCAAAGCUCUGGGUGCAGGGCUCUUGCCCAGCCCGUUGGCUGUUGCAGCAGCGAUGGCGGCCGCAGCGUCCUCGAACCCGCUGGCUCUGCGCGCAGCAGCUCCCGCGCCUCACCCGCACCCGCACCACCUCUUGCAAGGCCCGCCUCUCAGCCACGCCAUCCUGAGACCUGCUCCUGGGCCAAUCCGCACUGCCCACGGGCCAAUCCUCUUCGCUCCUUACUGACGCAUCGUCUUGUGACGGCAGCCAGUCAGGAAGCAUCCACUCCAAAAAGCACACUGUGAAGCUACAAAUCAGCGAGGAGCAACUGAUGAGUGGGGAAAAAAAUCCAAUCAUUUCAACAUCGGAUUGAUAGAAUAGCAGAGGAAAGGAACGGCGAAAUGGAGCACUAUCUCCUUGAUUCCCUUUACCUGAGACUCUCCAUUCACUCGACCUUCGGUUUGGAAAGACUUGACGGAUCAGUAGAUGGAAUUGGAGAAGAGAAAUUCAUUAUGCAUUGAACUCUUGUACAUUUUUCAUCUCUCCCGGUUCCUCCCUUGCACUUUGGUCAUAAAGUGGCCACCUCGGUAUACAGAAAAAAAGAACACAUGCAGAUCUUUAUAGAAACUUUAAACCAUGUUACAUUAUUAUUAUGGGGGAGGGGUUCCCCUGUUGUCACGGCUCAACGUGUUCUCAUCCUAUGCACCUAAAAAAAUUUAAUAAAAUACAAAAACAAGACAACAAAGUUAUGUCUGUAGGGUAGCUGCUUCCAUUGGU
Messenger RNA from Nematolebias whitei (Rio pearlfish), 1698 nucleotides. It is a transcript of the gene znf385a, whose product is annotated as zinc finger protein 385A. Gene Ontology annotation, molecular function: zinc ion binding; nucleic acid binding. The record is from RefSeq and is a predicted model, not a curated record. NCBI's taxonomy places the organism in Eukaryota, Metazoa, Chordata, Actinopteri, Cyprinodontiformes, Rivulidae. Gene Ontology annotation, cellular component: nucleus.